UAUGCUAGCUAAUGAGUGAAUUUGUCAAUUUGAAACUGGGCGCGGGAUGAUUAUGGAUUUAGAAGUGAUGAAAAUGUUCCGAUAGAGUGGAAAUUUGUUGUCUUUACCCUUAUUUGUACAUCAAAGUUUGCAUCUAAGUGAGAGCAACAGCACUUUCUUUCAUCCAUGUAAAUGAAAAUGAGUCAUUUCAAGAAGAAUGGUAUAAUGUCAUUCAAGACAUAUGGAAAGCAAAAGCAAAAAUCAGAAAAAUGGAUUUUGCCAGAUAGAAAAGCCAUUUUUUCUUCCUCCUCUUCAGAUAUGUCAUAUAGUUUUGAAGAAAAGUAUCCUACCCGUGUAAAAAGGAGGAAAAAGGCAAGUACUGUCAAAUUCAUAAAGCCUAAAGAUAACGGCAAGUUACAAGCAGGAGGAAUUCUGAGAGUGAAAAACAGGGAAAAAGAUUUGGCUAAGGAGGUAAUCCUGCUCUCCAGUUCUGGUAAAGAGAACCAAACAUAUUCUUCAGGUUUGACCGUUAUUGACAAAAGUGUUGGCAAGAAUGACAACAGUCCAUCAAAACAAGAUUUUCCAGUUGGAGUGGCACAAAAAAUUGUAAACUUUUCUAAAAGGCGUUUGAGGUCUUGCAGGGUUAAAGAUGCAAGACUACCAAGGAGUGCAAAGCAAAAAGCAUUAGAUCAGAUUAAAAUGUCAUCUGGAUUUGAUGACAUGAAAACUGAUGUAGAAGAAACAUUUCCUAGAAGCAAAGAAAUCAAAGAUGUGGAAAAGGUUAUCCAGUCUGAUUCUUCUGUGUUUGUUCCUCCUACACCAUUGCAAAGGUUUGUCACCAGACGCAGGAAAAUAGUAAAACACAAUAAAACUGCUGCAAAUAAAUGCCCACAGGACUCAAAAUUCAAAACGAGCAUAUCACAUUUCCAGAGAUCCAGUAUGAAAGGAUCUAUACCAACUUACAUUCAAAAGAAUACAUCUAAUUUUCCUCUCAACCUAAGUUCAGAAAAUUCAGGAGAAGUGUGUAGUUUCCAAAGGGAAGAAAACAAAGAUAUACUUGAUCUAAACAAGACUAGGUUUAAAAGUCCCAUUGACAGACCAUUAACAAAAAGAGCUUUCAAGCGACCAGUGGUGUGUAGUACUCCAUCUGUUGUAUUAAAAUCUGGUCAACAACUCUACGAGCCCUCCCUAAGUGACAUUUCAUUUGGCAAUGAUGAGAAUGAAUCUAUGAAAUCUAAUGGAAAUAUGAAUCAUAGACAAAGAAAUAAUUUGAAAAACACUGGGCAUAUUAUAUAUCCUGAAGAGCAAAGCCCAGCUUCUCUUUUAAGAAGUACAAAAUCUGUUUUGGAAAUAAUUUCACAAAAUGGACAUUGUGGAUUUUCUAACAUAAGUCAAAUUUCCAAAGAAUUGUUUUCAGAUAUUUCUAGUAGUUUUAUAGAGUCCCAAUCUGAAAGAGUACAAUUAGAAGAGAAAACUGAUAGAUGUGAUAACCACGGACCUUUGGGUUGUGAGAAAUAUCUGGAAAGCCACUUGGACUUGGCUUCUAAUUUCAAAAGUAGACUUUCUGCAUCAGAACCUGUUGUAUGUUUUGAAAGAGGUGAUAAAUGUACUUUAAUUGAGAAAAAUGCAUUGCAACCUGUCAUCAUGUUGGAAAAACUUGAUAAAUCCCAGCUUACGAUAAACCAAAAAGAAAUGUCCAGCAAGUCACUGAAAACACAACAUGAAUUCCGUUCAAGAAGCAGUACUGAACAUUUGUAUUCUGUCAUCGAAGAUUCUGUUGAUGAUCUGCUAUUAUCAAAUGAAAAAUCAAAUGUACAUUUGCCAUUGCCUGCUUCAACAAGUGCACAGGAAUUAAAAGCACAAUCCACCAUUACUGUUUCUUCACAGGUGGUUAAAUCUAAUGAGAAAUUAAGGCUUGAAAUGGAUCAUUUACCAAUAUCACUUCAGCACAAUCCUGACACAAGUGAUUUUGUAAAUUCUGGCAAUUAUAUGCAGGAUGUUAAUAUGAUCAAAAAGCGUUGCCUUUCUUUGCAGCCUGUGGUUUUGCUGGAAUAUGCGAGUAUACCACCAUAUCUCAUCAAGCAAAAUGUAGGCUGUGAACAGGAGCUGCAAUCUAGGCAAUACAGAAUUUCUGGUUAUAUUGAAAAGCAACAAGAUGUUUCUAAAAUGGAUCAGAUGGCAUUAACAAAUAGCAGCAUCAUGAACAAUCUCUCUGGAUUUAAUUCCUUAAUUUCUGAAGAACCGUUUAUAGAUUAUACAGGUGACCCUGUAAACAGUGAAUCCCUGGAGAGAAAUCUAGCAACCAAAUUUAUCAAGAGCUCUAGCAGAAAAUCUGGCUGCAUGUAAACGUCUAACAGCACAGCACCCUAUC
Molecule: messenger RNA, 2350 nt
Organism: Polypterus senegalus (gray bichir)
Lineage: Eukaryota; Metazoa; Chordata; Cladistia; Polypteriformes; Polypteridae
Exons: 7
Coding region: 172-2325 (717 amino acids)
Source: RefSeq, a predicted model, not a curated record